AUGUCCUUUUUCAACCCAUACUAUAGUUUUUUUGAUUCCAUUAACAAUGAAGUUGAAGACUUCAAUAGAUUUUUUAACCCUGAUAUUAAUACUACAAAUAAUAAAAGACUAAAGACUAAUCCACAUCAUGAAAGGUAUGCCAACCAAGUAACCCUUGGGGCUAACAAUAGGCGCCAUGACCAAGUAAUUACUAGACCGACCACCCAUCUUGAUGAUUGGUUUGAUAACGAUUUUUCUUUGGUUCCAUUUGGUGCAGAAACUGGUGCUCAUAUGGCUGUUCCUGUGGACAUUCUAGAACAUGACAAUAAUUAUGUAUUAAAUGUUACUGUUCCUGGAGUUAAGGCCAAGAAAGAUAUUAGCGUUGAAUAUGAUCAUAACAAGAGUCAACUUACUAUUAGUGGUGAAAUUCCAAGCACCGUCACUGAAGUUAAUAAACAUAAUGUUAAGGUUAAGGAAUGUUUCUCUGGUAGGUUUAAGAGGGUUAUCACAAUACCUGAAUAUCCAGAUAUUGAUAUUGAUAAGAUUAAAGCCGAUUACUCUAGUGGUGUCUUAACUUUGAAUGUCCCAAAGUUAAAACCAAAAAAGGGUGAAAAGGGUAAUGUGAAGAAUAUAGAAAUUACCUCUAAUGAAUCCUGGUCUGAGUAG
Messenger RNA from Maudiozyma saulgeensis, 645 nucleotides. The record is from the annotation of a GenBank genome assembly. Lineage: Eukaryota; Fungi; Ascomycota; Saccharomycetes; Saccharomycetales; Saccharomycetaceae.